AUGCACUUCGUCAACAAGUUUACUCUGGCCCUCGUCGCCUCGCUGGCGGCCGUUGGUGAGGCCGAGCACCAUGCUCACCGCGUUCACUUCGUCCACAGCGGUCAGCCCAGUGGCUCUCCCUCUCCCUUGCCUACAAUCACUCGUACUAUCUUGCCGACCCCUCCAGCUCCAUCUGGUUCGGCUUCUUCGGGAGUUGCUCCCUCUGGUCUCCCUUCUUCCGGUGUUCCCUCCUCCAGUCUUGUCCCCUCUAGCAGUGGCCCCAUUCCCAGCUCCUCCGUGUCCAUUCCUCUGGGAACUGGAGUGCCUGGUGCCGGUGCUUCUUACACUCCGGGCAGCAGUGCCACGGGUGACCUGACCCUGACUUACACUCUGGGAUCUGGUACUUCCACCAGUGUCGUCACUACUACCAUUCACCGCACCGCUACGGACUAUAACACUGUCUAUGCUACUGAAACUCCCGAUGCCAAUGGCCACAACCAGGGCGGUUCGGAGCAGACAACCACCUUGCACUCCACUGCCACUGAGACCGUCACCCUGGUCGAGGUCCCCACUGAGAGCGCUGGUGGCGCAGGUUCCUGCCGCCCUGUUACUGUGACUGUCACUGAGACCCAGACCGUAACCGCCAACGGUGCCACUGCCACCGAGACCCCUAGCGGCAACAACCACCAGCAGGGCGGCCAGGGUGAAGGUGAGGGCAACGGUCAUCACCAUCACCACAGCCAGGGUGGCGAGAGCACCACCACCAUUGAGGUUAUCCCGACCCCUAGCGCUACUUUGAGCCCCGGCCGUCCCCCCUUCGGCAACGGCACCAGCCCCUUCUUGUCGUCCAGCCCCAUCGCCUCCUCGGGCUUCGCGACCAGCUCCAUCCCGGUCCCUUCUGGCACCCCUAGCGCUCACCCUAGCGGUUAUCCUACCCCCUCUGGAAUCCCGAGCUCCCGUCCGUUCCCGACCAACUUCCGUCGCCGCUUCAUCUAA
Messenger RNA from Penicillium macrosclerotiorum, 975 nucleotides. RefSeq lists its product as uncharacterized. The transcript has 3 exons. Lineage: Eukaryota; Fungi; Ascomycota; Eurotiomycetes; Eurotiales; Aspergillaceae. The coding region runs from base 1 to 975 and encodes 324 amino acids. The record is from RefSeq and is a predicted model, not a curated record.